AUGUCGGCAUCAAAUGAUCGUGGUAAUGGACAGACGCCGCGAAACUCGGCGGGACCAAGCUCCAGUCCAGCCAAAACACCUUACAAUGCGCUAUUUAAACUAUCGAGACUAGCUGGCGCUCCUUCAACCCCGGCUCAACAGAAUGCUGCCUAUUUUAACUCGAACCGACCAUCGGUAUCCCGGACUGGCCGGCGGAAUUCAGGAAUAACGCCGUCCAGAGCAAGGGGAGGUGACCGUAUACCAGUAACACCUCAUGCGAUCCGAGCAUUCCAGAGGCGCGCAGCUACAUAUACUCCGGGUCGAGAUAGACGGAAGAGCCAGCGCUUUAAGCGGGAGACGCCAAUGGAUAUAUUAAAGAACUUGGGGAAAGUCCUCGCACCAGUAUCUAAGACGGUAUCUUCUUCUCCACCAGCUGAGCCGGAGGAAGAGUCAGAGUCAUCAGUAGACGAGAUCGAUGAGCUGGACAAGGAGCCUCCUAUUCCUCCCCCUCGUCUUUCAUUGCCGCUCAAUGAAAUGACUGUGGUUCAGGAUGACGAAGAUAACAGCCCGGAGAUGCCACCGCCCAGAUUGUCACUUCUCCCCGAGGACGAGGACGUUACGCGAGGAUCUAUUGAACUGCCUAGAAGAGAGAGGUCAGCGCGCGAUCUAGCUAGGCUGUCAAGGGUAAGCUUUGCUAGUAACCGGUUCAGCGACCACUUCGGAGACACAACGAACAUUGAAGACCCCGGAGAUGGGCUAGACUUUCGUGUUGGGCAAGAAGAUGACUUCGAUGAGGAUCUGGAUAAUACGACCGGACAGCCAAUGUUGGAUGCUGGGGGUGAAACCGAGGAUCUGGGCCGUUUUAACCUCGAUUUUGCCUUUCCAACUCCAGAGGCGCCUCACACUAUGCCAAUUGAGAACGAGAAUGAACAAGACACAUUCGAGUUAGAUGCAGUGCCGCCAGAAUUCGGGGGUCCAGAUAGUCCAUCGUCAGGCAGUGAUUUCGGGGCCGGCGGAUUUGAGCCGGCCAUGGAUGAUAUGCUGUCCAACAGAGGAACACCGGGACCCAGGGGGGACGAAGAGCAGCAGCAGGAGGAGGAGGAGGAGGAGGAAGAAGAGGUGAACAUGGAUCAGGAAGACCAGCCUGAACCACCACAGAAGAAGCAAAAGUUGUCCAAACAUGGGAUUCCGGUGCCAAGCCUGCCUUCGGGAGUCGUAAAGAAGCUGGCGAUGCGGUUUGCUAGGUCUGGCAAUAGGAAAACAAGGAUCACCAAGGACACCAUGGCUGCGAUCCAGCAGGCAACCGAUUGGUUCUUUGAGCAGGCAAGCGGGGAUCUGUCGACUUACUCCAAACACUCUGGCCGUAAAACAAUCGACGAAACGGAUGUCAUCGCUCUCAUGAGAAGGUAA
Messenger RNA from Nannizzia gypsea CBS 118893, 1389 nucleotides. RefSeq lists its product as hypothetical. Bases 1 to 1389 code for a protein of 462 amino acids. The record is from RefSeq and is a predicted model, not a curated record. Gene Ontology annotation, biological process: replication fork processing; resolution of meiotic recombination intermediates. Gene Ontology annotation, cellular component: FANCM-MHF complex; Fanconi anaemia nuclear complex. Lineage: Eukaryota; Fungi; Ascomycota; Eurotiomycetes; Onygenales; Arthrodermataceae. Gene Ontology annotation, molecular function: chromatin binding; protein heterodimerization activity. The transcript is spliced from 4 exons.